UAAUCCAUGCACAUGACGAGUGAUAAGAAAAACUCUAUAAAUAGCAUAGGAUAUUCAAGUGAACAAACAAACCACUAGAAAAGAAGAAAAAAAGGCUUAUAUAUCAUUUUAUAGUUCUACUAUAUAAUGGCACCUGCGAAGUUCCGAAUCGGUUACUGGCUUGCAUCCACAGAGAAAUCAUUUUCACCCGAAAAUGACUCUACUGUACCCUUAUUUACUCACCUCUAUUACGCCUUUCUUCAAGUUCAAGAGGGAACCGGAGAGCUGAUUAUCCCUCCCGAACUUGAGGAAGAUAUGAGGUCUUUUGUCAAUUGCGCUCAUGACAAAAAUAAGAAAGCUCUAGUGUCCAUUGGAGGCCCGAAAACAAAGACCGAUGACCCUUCCUCCGCUAUCUCUAUGAUGGCAAGGAGCGCUGACAAACGUAACAAGUUUGUUGAGUCGACCUUAGCUUUCGCUAAAGACUUUGGCUUUGAUGGUUUUGAGCUUGCUUGGGAAUAUCCAAAAACGAAAAAUGAAAUGAGAAACCUAAGCAAUCUCUUUAGCGGUUGGAAAUCUUCUUUGAAAUCAUCUAAAGAUGAUACAAAGAACCUACUACUCUCAAUUGCAGUUUAUUGCAAACCCAUUAUUCCAAAUAUUUCUUCAAAUCAAGAAAUCAAAUACCCUCACGAACUCGAAAAUUAUGUUGACAUUUUCAAUAUAAUCCUCUACAAUUAUUGUCCAGUCACUUGUCAACAUUCCCAAUUCAAUCCUAGCAACCCUGGCCCUAAUAACAGCAGUGAAGACUCGAUUAAGAGUUGGACCACUACAAGUGGAUUUUCGACCUAUAAACUAGUUAUGGGCAUUCCCUUGUACGGACAAAAAUGGAUAUUGGGUGAUCAAAAAGAUAUCAGCAUUGGGGCACCAACUAUUGCCUAUGUUGGUCCCGUUGCGUAUAAAGAUAUCCCUGAUCCAGAAGGUGGGAUCUUUGAUAAGGAGGUUACCAAGUGCAUGUACAAGGCUGAUAAAACUACUUGGUAUGGGUACGAAGCUACAUCUUCUAUAACUGAAAAGGUCGAUUAUGCUAAUAAACAUCUUGGUGGGUAUUUCCUAUAUGCCAUCGGGGAUGAUGAUGAUGAUCGAACCAUGUGUACUGCAGCUGCAGGUAUAAAAUACUAUCGUAGUCAUAUUAUUGUCACUACAAAAAAUCUUACUUUUAGUCACAAUAAAAUUUGUGACUAACGAUAAAAAAGUUGUGGCUAAUUGUAAAUUAUCAUUAUUGUGUUGUGACUAAAAGGUCCAUGACUAAAAGUAUUCAUCACAAAAAUUACAAUUUGUUGUGACUAAGUAUAUUUUUAGUCACAAUAUUUGUUGUGACUAAAACUAAAUUAGUGACAACUUGUAACUAAAAAUUAUGUUUUAGUCACAAGUAACUUUUUGUUGUGACUAAAAGUCUCAUUUAGUCACAAAAAAUUCAUGUUGUGACUAAAUAAUUGUCACUAAAGGUAGCAGAUUUUUGUAGUGUGUGCUUACUAAAAAAUCUUUGGUUAAAAUUAUUAAAAAUUAAUUUACAAAGUA
Messenger RNA from Cannabis sativa, 1554 nucleotides. RefSeq names its product class V chitinase CHIT5. The record is from RefSeq and is a predicted model, not a curated record. Gene Ontology annotation, biological process: carbohydrate metabolic process; chitin catabolic process. Gene Ontology annotation, molecular function: chitin binding; chitinase activity. Bases 127 to 1218 code for a protein of 363 amino acids. Gene Ontology annotation, cellular component: extracellular region. Lineage: Eukaryota; Viridiplantae; Streptophyta; Magnoliopsida; Rosales; Cannabaceae. The transcript has 2 exons.